AUGGUGGCAAAACACGAUAGCAUGUCCUCCCGCGAUGCGGAGAAGGCUGUUAUGCCUGACAUUGAGGCUCUCGAGGCUGUUGCUCUCCCCGACUUUGAUGAUCCCAAUAUCGACAAGGAGGCCGCAAUUGCAGGAUUGUUAGAGGAUGAUUCUCCGUAUCCAGAGGUCCGUUCCGCCGUGGCGAACACUGAUGACCCAUCCAUUCCUGCAUCGACAUUGCGGUCUUGGGUGCUUGGGUUGAUAUGGGCCAUCGUGAUCCCGGGUCUCAACCAAUUCUUCUUCUUCCGCUAUCCCUCCGUCACGGUUACUAGUUACGUCGCCCAACUGCUUGUCUUCCCUAUCGGUAGGGCCUGGGCGAGGACCAUUCCUAAUUGGAAGAUUUUUGGUGUGUCGCUGAAUCCCGGGCCAUUUAGUAUCAAAGAACACGUUCUGGUUACGAUCAUGGCUUCUGUGGGUUCUGGGAGUGCCUACGCCACUGAUAUCGUUGCCGUUCAGCGGGUUUACUAUAAUCAAACAUAUAACUUUGGAUAUCAAUGGAUGGUGGUAAUGUCUACACAGCUUAUCGGCUUCUCCAUCGGAGGCAUUGCCCGCCGGUUCCUCGUGCAGCCACCUUCGAUGAUUUGGCCGACGAACCUGGUCACCUGUGCGCUCUUUAACACCUUGCAUGCUCAGACUUAUGCCGGUAUCGGUACCCGCGGAGGUAUCAGCCGGGAAAGGUUCUUCUUCUAUGCCUUCCUCGGUUCUUUCUCGUGGUACUUUCUGCCUGGCUACCUGUUCCAGGCGCUCAGCUACUUUUCUUGGGUGUGCUGGAUCGUGCCCGAGAAUGUACCAGUGAAUCAGAUGUUUGGUUACGUGCAUGGCAUGGGUAUGAGUCUCAUCACGUUCGAUUGGGCACAGAUUGCGUAUAUCGGGUCUCCGCUUGCCACGCCAUGGUGGGCUGAAGCCAACAUCUUUGCCGGAUUCGUGACAUUUUUCUGGAUCCUUACUCCAGCGCUCUAUUAUUCGAACGCAUGGGAUAGCAAAUACAUGCCGAUUUCGUCCCGGGGAUCAUAUGACCACUUUGGCGCUACCUACGAUGUGACCAAGAUCGUGAAUCCGGACGCCACGUUUAACGAGGAUGCGUACAAAGCGUAUAGUCCUUUGUACAUCUCGACGACAUUCGCCAUUUCCUACGGCCUCUCAUUUGCGAGUAUCACCGCUACGAUUACGCAUGCUUUCCUGUACUUCCGCAAACAGAUCUGGACACAAGCGCGCCGGGCGAUGCAUGAGCAGCCUGAUAUCCACGCGCGUCUCAUGUCGCAAUAUCGUCAGGUGCCGGAGUGGUGGUAUGCAAUUAUUUUUGUCGUUAUGUUUGCAUUUGGCGUCAUCUCUAUUGAGGUCUGGGACACCAAGUUCCCUGUCCAAUUCUUUAUUCUUGCACUAGUCAUCUCCUUCGUCUAUGUCAUUCCCAUUGGGAUGAUCCAAGCCAUCACGAAUCAGCAGGUCGGACUGAACGUCGUCACCGAGUUGAUCAUUGGAUAUGCCCUACCUGGUCGUCCUGUCGCGAUGAUGAUGUUCAAGACUUGGGGGUACAUCACCAUGGCGCAAGCUCUGACAUUCACCUCCGAUUUCAAGCUGGGCCAUUAUAUGAAGAUUCCCCCACGGUCGAUGUUCUGGGCCCAGGUGGUUGCAACCGUUAUCGCCGGUACCACGCAGCUUGGCGUCCAAGCAUGGAUGUUCACCAAUAUCGAAAACCUGUGCUCUCCUACGCAGAAGGAUGGCUUCAUCUGUCCUUCGACGGAGGUGUUUGGGACUGCGAGCAUCAUUUGGGGUGUUAUUGGGCCAGCGAGGCAGUUCUCCCAAGGGCAGGUGUACUAUGCCUUGGUGUUUUUCUUCCUUGUCGGUUUCGUCUGUCCAGUAAUUGGUUAUCUGAUCGGCCUGAAGUGGCCAAAUAGCAUCGUCCGCUACAUCAACUUCCCGGUCAUCUUCAGCGGGACAGGUGCAAUCCCUCCCGCUAGCGCCGUCAACUAUGUCCCCUGGGCUAUCGUCGGCUUCAUCUUCCAAUACAUCAUCCGUCGGCGCCAUUUUUCGUGGUGGACAAAGUAUAACUACGUCCUUUCGGCGGCUAUGGAUUCGGGUGUAGCAGUUUCGGCUGUUGUUAUCUUUUUCUGCCUGCAGUACCCGAUGAAUGGAGAAAUCGGUGCGACGACGAUUCAGAAGUGGUGGGGGAACACGGUGCCGUUUAGUAAUGCGGAUAACGAUGGGACGCCUUUGUUGACGGUCCCUGAUGGCGGGUUCUUCGGGCCGAGUACAUGGGCGUGA
This is a messenger RNA of Guyanagaster necrorhizus, 2301 nucleotides long. Its product is annotated as OPT oligopeptide transporter. The transcript is spliced from 17 exons. The record is from RefSeq and is a predicted model, not a curated record. The coding region runs from base 1 to 2301 and encodes 766 amino acids. Gene Ontology annotation, biological process: transmembrane transport. Gene Ontology annotation, molecular function: oligopeptide transmembrane transporter activity. Lineage: Eukaryota; Fungi; Basidiomycota; Agaricomycetes; Agaricales; Physalacriaceae.